CAUCAAUGUAACAUUUUUACAAUUUCUGAUCAUGUUGAAUACGAUUGCACGUUUUCUUUAUCACUACGUAUUCAAGCGGAGCUCUACGUUCACACUUGGUGCCGUGAUUAGCGCGAUGUAUUUUGAGAGGGCAUAUGAUGACGCUUGCGAGUACAUAUUCGAAACUAUGAAUAAAGGGAGGCUUUGGAAAGAUAUAAAACAUCGAUAUGAAAAGUAAAUUAUGGAGACUCGAUAUAUACACAAUGAUCAAUCCAAACUUUUCAUUGAUAAU
Mycetomoellerius zeteki is the source of this 271-nucleotide messenger RNA. RefSeq names its product cytochrome b-c1 complex subunit 9. The record is from RefSeq and is a predicted model, not a curated record. NCBI's taxonomy places the organism in Eukaryota, Metazoa, Arthropoda, Insecta, Hymenoptera, Formicidae. Bases 32 to 217 code for a protein of 61 amino acids. Gene Ontology annotation, biological process: mitochondrial electron transport, ubiquinol to cytochrome c. The transcript has 2 exons. Gene Ontology annotation, cellular component: respiratory chain complex III.